Messenger RNA from Paramuricea clavata, 11154 nucleotides. The record is from the annotation of a GenBank genome assembly. NCBI's taxonomy places the organism in Eukaryota, Metazoa, Cnidaria, Anthozoa, Malacalcyonacea, Plexauridae.
AUACAUUUGACAAUGGUAGUGAAGCCAGAAUACUAACAAAUGCCAUCAACAGUGGAUAUUUUGCUUCGCCUCUUGGGGUCGUUGUGUCCCGUAUGUUUAACCAGUAUUCAUCCCAGUGAAGUUCAGGCUUUGCCUUUGGCUCAAGUGCAUGUUGUCUCCACUCCAUAUCAAGCUUAAUUGUUGAGGUCGAUGGUAUCUUUCAAGUAUGGUAAUUUCUGACAAAUGCUUCUCAAUGAACGAGGCUUGAGUGCAGCGGCAUUGGACGGUAAAAGGCACUGAACGAUUUCGUGAACUGGAUCAUCUAAGUCAAAUCGACUUUGGAUUUGUAGAAUGCUCUCGAUGAGAAAAUUCUUACAGGUCGUUAGGAAGUUAUCAACAUCAGCUUUCCCUGCCACGCUAGCAAUUUCGUGGAUAGUAGCCGUCGCUCCAAGGCCAACGUAGGUCUCGCUUGAUGGUACGUGUUGGUUGACGUCAGUUGGGUUUAGCUUGUUUGGCGACGUUGACUUUACGAUGUCGAUUUUCAUAAAGUCACAGGCAAUUGACUUGAUAAGGCUUUCUAUUUCUGGUUUUAGCAUGUGGAGGAGAGGACGCUCGCUCUGAAACAAUCUGUUAAAUGCAUUAAGACGCUCGAGUUGAUAGCUUAAGAACUCCAGAUACGCCUGGGUAAAACGAUUCUGUAAUGAUGCCAAAAUGCGAUCGUUUGAGUGUGAUGGGUCUUCGUUGGCUGUCAAGGUGAAAUAGCGGGUCAACGCUUCGAACUGUUCAAGUAGUCGGUUUACGCACUCUUGUAAAGAAAGCCACCGUGUAUGCGCGGGUGAUAGAAUCUUGAGCGGUUGGGCAUUAAAAAAGGCCUGGAACUCUUUAUACACGUCUUGCCUUUUAGAAGAUCGACUGAAAUGCGCAUAUACAUCUCUGCAUAGAUCCUCCACACCUUUGGGUAGUUUUAAUGCAGCAUGAGAUGAUACGAGAUGGAUAAGGUGACAUGAACACUUCACGAGUUGGACGUAGCUAAACUCUGAUUCGAGUAACUGCGAAACGGAGUUAUACUGUCCAAACAUCACAUUUGUGGUAUCGGAUGAGUAACCUAUGAUGUUCCUCAUAGGAAUGUUGUGCUGUAGAAAGGUUUCUUUCAUCUUUGCAUAGAUCCCAGUUGCACUACCAUCUUCAGUUUCGAUCAUAUCUACCAACCAGUACUGAACCUCGAACUUCUCAAUGUCAAAAAACGUAGCAAUGAUGGCCAGUUGCUUUUUGACACUUUUGUCCGUUGCUUCAUCGAUGAUUACACUAAACUUUCGUGAUCGCAACAAUGCCACCAUUUCCUUGAGGUAAUCAAAACCGAGCACUUGGCGAACGAUGUUCGUGGCCUUCUGCUUUCCAAGUUUUAAAUAACUUAACGCAGCAUCAUUUGGAAAAAGAGAUCGAAGUAGUUCGACUAUGUCUUCCGAGAUUGACAAUGGCAAGUUAUGCUGGGUAAUAAACGCACAUAAUUUUAUUUCCAUCGAAGUCGUCGCAUCAGAGUUUGUUGUUUGACGCAUUAGUUGGGCGAUGGAGCCAGUUGUCGCGGACAUCUUUAUCCUUGCUUGAUGUUUUUGGCUCGCAGCAUGUCGUUAAAUAGCGGUCAUAGAACAAGUGAGCCAAUUCGUGCAAAGUUUACAGAAGGGUUUCAUUUCCCCGCUUGGUGCCGUUUUCUUACUAAGCCAGUUCUUGAACUCGGUGACUUGCAGCCAAUUGUCCUUAAACACCCGUUUCCGUGGUGGACACUUACGUUUUCUCGGUUUUGCAGAUGUUGCCGACGUGGACUGUUGUUCAACAUGACUUCUAUCAGUGCUGUCACUCUCACUGGUCUCACUUGCAGAUCCCGAAAAUGUUUCUAAAUCGUCACUAUACAUCUUUAAAUAAGUUUAUGAUUAACUCUCAUCUUGCAGUAAAUUCAACAGAAACCUGCAGAAAAGUAUGUUUUGCAGCUGCUGUAACGGGAUAUCAAUUAAAAACAAAUAAGUAUUUGGAAAAACCGAGAAAAGUAAAGAAAUUUCGAAUUUGUGAAUUUCCUUUAAAUUUCCUUCGAACUUCCAAAAUUUCCUCCAAAUUUCCUCCAAAUCCGAAUUUCCUUAUAAUUUCCUCCAACUAGAACCAACUAGUUAAAAUUUCCUCUAAAGAGGAAAUUUCCUCCAAAAUGGAAGCACUGCUUUGAGGGCCGCUUGGGCCUGGGGACGAGGAUGUUGAAAAACAACCAAUCAGAGCCCGACUUUCACCGGUGUUUCCCAGAGCCUCAGCAAGCCUCCACAGAGGAUUGCGGGCUUUGGUUUCGAGAUUGGAUCAAGUUUCAUCGAAAAAGGUAUUUUCACACAGUGUCUCAAUUUUUACCAAGUUUAAACCAGUAUAGACUGUAUGUUUGCACUGGAAAACAUACGUGUGCCUUGGUAUCUUUUUGACAGACGUUCCUUGCCCAACAGUGGGGAUUUUGACGACAAAAUUUUAAAAAUGUCAAAAUUCCCCUGGGUUGCCUGCACCCCCCCCCCCCCGUGCAUUAGGUUUAAAGCCACGAGCGUGCAGCGUGAGUGGCUUUAGACCAGGGCGAUUCUUUAGACCUAAUAAAACACGACCUGCGAGUUUAUUAAACGGCUUCAAACACAAGUACACAACUACAAUUCAACAUGACAUUCGAUAUCGUGUAAAUUAACUAAUUUCAAUCACUCAAAAGUCAAAAUGAUAAAUACAGCCAUUUCCUUUCUCCCAAAUGAAUUAGAAAAAAACAAACCAUGCAGGUCACAUUAGGUAACGGUACCUUUAUGGUUAUCUGCCCACAAACCAACAAACACAUCUCAGGGCACUCCAAAACAAUACUUUCCUAACAGCUAUAUAGCCACACUACCAAUAAAUAUUAAAUACAAUUUGCCAAGAAUUAUAAACUAUAAAUUUCUCCGCUGCUAUUCUAUAGGAUUUUUUAAAAUUUUCAUAUCUUGCACAAAUUUAUCUCUUUGAAUUAUUCGAAUUUUAAUGUUAAAAAAAUUACUUGAACUGUACAGUCCGUAGAUGGGUAGGGAUAAAACGCUGAAACCGAAUCGCGGAAACGGAAACUGAAAGCAGAAACUGAAAUGGGGAUAAAACGCUGAAAUGGGGGAUAAAACGCUGAAAUAGGGAUAAAACGUUGAAAUGGGCAAAUGUAACUUCUUGCAACCUGCAGUACAGUCACAGGGCCGUCCUCAGGAAAUUCUUCAGGGGGGGUGUAAUUCAAUUCAACCGACGGGUUCAAAUAAAUUUUUCCGGAACAAAAUUUUUUCGGCGACCUCCCUCCCCCCCCCUUCAGCGUUUUACCCCCAUUUCAGCGUUUUAUCCCCAUUUCAGCGUUUUAUCCUCAUUUCAGCGUUUUAUCCCCAUUUCAGCGUUUUAUCCCCAUUUCAGCGUUUUAUCCCCAUUUCAGUUUCCGCUUUCAGUUUCCGCGAUUCGGUUUCAGCGUUUUAUCCCUACCCGUCUGUGGAUGUUGUAAAUUGCAAUGACCUUUCAAUACCUGGAGGUCCUCUCCAAAAAAUAUUUAUUUUUGAAGCUUGAUUACUACUUUUCUUGCAUUUUCUGUAGCGAUCGAAAAAAUCUACCAAUUUUAAGGGCAUAUAUUCUGAAACUUUGCAUUAAAGUCGUAAUUGUACAGCUCAUAUUUUAGAACGGUCAUAUAAUGAAUGGAUUUAGAACUUCACAUUUUGUGUAGAGUUUCCACGAUAAUAUUAGAGACCUUAAGAUCUAGGACCGCAACGUGACGGCGACGGCUAGUAAUACAAUAAAAUUAAUAAUAUUUAAGAAAAGAAAUGAACAAUUAAAAUCCCACGGGAGAUUUAGACGUCGUCCACGAUCUGUGUACAACCGGUGAACCAGAGCUUUUACGUCCUGUGUACAACGUUUGCAUUUUAGUACGUAAGAAGUGGAUACUCAGCAAAUUGGUUCAGUACUAAUGUGGAAUUCUACUCAAUAAAAAGCCUCUGUUUUGAUCUCUUCAAGCUGUUUUAAAUUCAUACGAUUGAUAAUAUAUGAUAAGAUUUCAUUACAAUCAUUUAUUUGGGUGAAUUUGUUUUGGCCCUCGUCAUCGCUUUGCCAUCCUACAUCUUAAGGCCGUUUUCCAUUAACAUUCGCUUUGCCCGCGCGGGCAAAGCGUUCAUUAGGGAGCUUUAGAUUUGACUACGAGUACGAGAUUUGAUCGCGUGCGAGGAAAUUACCGUAUUCGUUUUCGUUUCCAUUGAAAUGUUGCUUUUAUAACAGUAAACCAACAACUAGAGAAAAAGUUUCAUAAACUAAAUCUCCUGCCGACUAAAAUCCCCUACAAAACGUGUAAAUAAGUCAUAACAUUAAAAACAGGCCAGAUAUUUAGCACUAACAUAUUAUUUGCGCCGGAUAAACGCUAUAUAAAUGCUACAAAUUAUUUUUGGAAAACAAAAAAAAGUCAACUUUCUUUGUUUUUUUUUGAAAAGUCGUCGUGAGGACUACGAGGUUUCUCCACAAUUUCGUACUCAGAUGGGCGACGGCUAUGACUUUUUCGCGUCAAUACGGGAUGGCGUAAGCAUACAGCAUGCGUUUAGCUUGACGAAUCUCGUACUCGUAGUCGUACUCGUAGUCAAAUCUAAAGCUCCCUAUUGUUUUUGACGCCCGUCACGCCCGCGUGAGCAGAUUUUCAAAGCCCGCUCCGCCCGCGCGGGCAAAGCGACUGCAAUGGAAACCGGCCUUAAAGGUCCUUAAUUUAAUGACGGAACUCAACUCAUGCACAUUUUUCCACGCACAGUCAAGAAUUCAAUCAUGCAAACCACCAAAAUCCGGUGUUUCGCGGGUGGUCCACGAAAAUGGUCCACGAGUGUAGUCCACGGACCUAGUCCACGGACCUGGGGUCCGCGUUUUGUCGUUUCCCUGGAGAAAGUACUGGAAGAACUCACAUGCACAUCACCAUAGUACAUUGAUCUUAACCAUUCAUAUACAAAUACUCAUUCUUUGUAAGAGUUGUUCAACCGUGGAACGCUUUGCCUAGUCAUGUUGCGGAAGCUGAAAAUCUUGCUAAGUUUAAGAGUCAGCUCAAGCUGCACAUGAACUUGUUUUAAUUAAUUAAUCACUAAAUUAUUAUAAUAACAUUAAUUUUCUCAUUAAUUUUGUAUAUAUUAGUCGCUAGUUUUUAUUAUUUGGGGGAUCUUAUCAUAGGGCUAACCUCUAGAUUCUCCAGCAAGGACCUUGAUACUUUCUUUAUUAUAUUAUUAUUCCUAUAAUGUAUUAAGGUACCUUGAAUAAAUUUCUUGAUUGAUUGAUUCAUCUUGUAUUCUAAGGCCACGACGAGCUUUCGAAAUACAGAAGUGGAAUAAAAAUUGGGAUUUUCGUGAGCCAAACUGUGUGCCAAGGCAUAGGACUCCUGAUAAACACAGCGUCCCAAGCCUAACGAACACAAGAACACAGCGUCCCAAGAAGAACACAGCGUUCGAAGAAGAAGGAGAACACAGCAUCCCAAGCCUAGCUGAGAUAGAAGAACACGGCAUCCCAAGCCAAGCUGUUCGAGAAGAACACGGCAUCCCAAGCCUAGCUGAAUAUUUUGGACCAGCUGAACGUUUCGCAGAAGAACACAGCAUCCCAAGCCUAGCUGAACAUUUUGGAGAAGUUGACGGGCAAAAGCAAGGUUUGGUUAAACCCACUGCUACCAGGCAUUUGUUGUUUAUACGACACGGACAGUAUGUGAAGGCUGAAGAAGAUGAGAAGAAAGUUCUGACAUCUUUGGGAAGGUUUGUUUGUUUCUAAUUGUUCAUUUUCAUUUGCAUGCAGCCCUGGCGGGGGGGGGGGGAUGGAAGGUGGCAAGGUUUAUAAUGUCGAGGUCUUAUAACCAUAUUUCUGAUGAAGUGUGCAUUGAAAACUAUAUGUUUUAAAAAAAUAUUUAUUUAUUGUUUUGCUCAAAAUAACAUUUGUGGGCGUGGCAUCAAAAAGUUGUGUUACUUGUGAGAUUUUACAUUUGGCUGCCCCGCAUAGGUUCUAUUGUGGCAAAAUGUCUCCAGUAAAGGAAUUAGAUGCAUACAUAUUACAGCCAAGGCUGGAUUUUGGUGACAAUAGUGGGGGAGGUGGAAAAAUAUUUAGGGGAGGUGCAUGCAGCGGUCCAGCUCACGACUCCCAUGGGGUCUAGCUCACGAUCCCCAUGGAAACUUAGGGUUUAGAACGGGCCAAAGUCAACAACGUGACGUAUGUAUGUAGUGUACAUACAUGUAUAUCAGUGUAUUAAUCAGUUAUGACUCUAUAACUCAUCCAAUCAUGCCCUUCAUUACAAUUGCUACAAAGUUUCUUUCAAAACAUUGCAUUAAAAGGGUACUUAAGGUGGCUCCCUGCACUUUUUUAAAUUAAAGAUUUUCUGAUUUGGAUAUGAUUUUCUGGACAAUUAUUACUUGUUUAAAAACAAAGAGUAUCUGACUUGGCAUAACACAAUAACUAAAGAGUUCGGAAUUUUUCACAAACUACUGCUAACAGCCGUUGCUAUGGCAACAAUGACAUCACAACAUGGCAGAUAUUAUAUGUUUAAAGUAAUUUAACUCGUAAAAAAGGUCGGUUACCCCCAUUUUUAUUUCAUAAAAUAAUUUCUAUUGGAAUUUUGAAUAAUUAAAAUGUGAAAACUCAUAAUAAUUUUUUUUUGCCAUUACAGAAUUUUUUAAAAUCAUGAAAAUAAUUCAAAAUACUAAAAUAAAUCAUUUUAUGAAAUAAAAAUGGGGGUAACCGAACUUUUUUCGAGUUAAGUUACUUUAAACAUAAAAUAUCUGCCAUGUCGUGAUGUAUUGUUGCCAUAGCAACGGCAGUUAGGAGUAGCUUUUUUCAAAUUCCGAACUCCUUAUUGUGUAAUACCAAUCGGAUACUCUUUGUUUUAAAACAAAUAAUAAUUCUCCAAAAAUUCAUAUCCAAAUCAGAAAAUCUUUAAUUUUUAGAAAAGUGUAGCGAGCCACCUUAACCCAGAGAUGAAUGGCUACAACUGUUUCAAUUUUACAGAAAAAACUUUCUUACGAAGUGUAGACCAUAACUAACCAAAAAAUAUUUUCACUUUGAUCUAUCAUUGAAACUUUCCCAAGGGGAGGUGCAUGACUUUUCAGGGGAGGUGCAAAAAUUCUCAGGGGAGCUGCAAAAAUUCUCAGGGGAGGUGCAAAAAUUCUCAGGGGAGGUGCAAAAAUUCUCAGGGCAGGUGCAAAAAUUCUCAGGGCAAGUGCAAAAAUUCUCAGGGGAGGUGUGCACCUCCCCUCAAAAUCCGGCCAUGCAAAACAAUUACGUUUCACACGCAAAACAGCAAGUUUUGAUUCACAAACUUCAGGGAAGAAACGUUUUGAAACCUAAUAAUAAUAAUAGCUAGGGCAGGCUGGCGUAAUGCUCAUUGGGUAGGGUUAGUUCAAAUUACAGGGGUGGAAAAAGUAUCGGAACCCAGAAAUUUUUUUGAGUUGAGAGUUUUGCAGAAAAUUUUCCGGAAAAUAUUUCAACAUUUUGAGAUAACUCUGUUUACUCAACUUACAAGUUACAACUAUUCUACUUUAUUUACGCUGUACACGCUAACAUCAGCAGCUUUUAAAUAUUUGACAGAAAUUAAUUCUUUUACCCACCCCUGCCAUCACAAUGACUGGUAAAAUGGUAAAUAUAUGCUCUGCAAAGUCUCCAAUAAAAUGCAAAUUAAAUAGUAAACAAAUAAAAGUGAUGGAAUAAAUAAGAUGAUAGGACACUUAGUUAAGCGUUAGAUCCUUACUAUGAUGCUUGUGAUGUUACUCUGAGUGUGUAUCCACACCGGGCAAGCUUGAAAAAUAUGCCUGUCCACGGUGGGAAUCGAACCUAUACGACCUUUGGAAUACUAGAUUACAUUGAUGCCGAAGGAACUAAACUCAGUUCCGAAAUAUCACAUACUCGAACCGACCUGACCGCGUAGCUCAGUUGGCAGAACAUUGGGCUAGUAAUCCAAAUGUCGUAGGUUUGAUUCCCAUCGUGGCCAGGCAUAUUUUUCAAGUUUGCCCGGUGUGGAUAUAUACUCAGAGUAACAUCACAAACAUCAUAUUCACCUUAGUACAUAACACCAACACAGAAAAAAUCAAGAUCCUUACUAGUUGGUCAUAACUCAUAACCGUGGUAUAUAACAGACAACUAUUUUGAUGUACAAGCGUACGAAAACCAGCCUAAAGCCCAUUAUUACUAAAGGACAAAUAAUACAAUAAUUAUGCAUUUUUGUUAUUUUUGUAAUUGUAACAUUACAAAUUUUACAGAAAAUUUCUAGCCUUCGACCCAGGUUCCCAGAAAGAAAAAAACAUUUUCCACCCCUGGUUCCAAAACUGAGGGCCCCCGACAGUUAGGGGCCCCAUCAGCCACGGCCUAUCGCCCAGAAAAUUAGAAAACGUAAAAGAUGCAGGUUAAGAAUCAAUGGGAAAAUGCAAAAUUAAUAAUGCUAAAGAAUGAAACCUCCAUCGACAACGGUGGCUGAUUUUUUUAUUCCCUCUCUUCGUCCGUUAUGCCACUGAGGGCAGGAUCUACAGAUUCCAGUUGACCAAUAACCUGAUAACAUAAACUUAGGUACAGGUACCAUAGUAUUCUAUAUAAUAAGUUGUUGUAGUUUGUUGUGGUGUUGUUGAUGCAACUAUUUUGUGUCUGAACUACUUUAUGUAGAAUCUCAAAUAUGAUAGAUUAGCAGAUAUAAAUUGUUGUAUUAAUAUAUGUUUUAAUUCUCCAACUAAAUUAGGCAACAAGCAGGAGAAACAGCCAACAGGUUAAAAAUGUUACACUCAAAUAAUAACAAGAUUGAUAAAAUUGUUGUAUCAUCAAUGGUCCGAGCGAGGGAAACUGGUGAAAUCAUUCGAAACCAACUAUCGGGCGUCCCAUAUGAAUAUUGCGACUUCUUAACAGAGGGUGCACCGUGCAUACCUGAGCCACCAUCAUCGUCAUACAAACCUGAAAGUUAUGUAAGCAUCAAUAUAAGUUUAUUUUAAGUUCUUUGUAUGUUUGCAUGGCGAUAUAACAUAUAAUAGUUUUGUUUGUGGAAACACCACGUAAAUUUAUUACUGCAAAGCUUUCGAUCCGUAAGCCCGGAUCUUCAUCAGUGCUAAUAAUAUAAUAAUAAAUUUAUUUUACUCGUCAAAGGGAGAGCGCUGGUGCUUAAUGGGUGAAUCAGACUAUCUGCCUAUGUGUCUAGUUAACCCAUUAAGUUGCAUUGAGCCCCAAUGUGCCCUACUUUAUCAUUUCACUCUGUCUAACACCAGACGAUUUUACUCGUCAAGGGGAGACAAAAGUCCCCAGCAAAAGGCACUUGGUAUAUUUUAACCUUGCGAAAAUAAAUAUGGUUGAUUUGGUCUAAUUUCAUUUUUUGAGGAGGAAAGUGCUCGUAUUGAAGCGGCAUUCAGAAAAUAUAUCCACAGAGCUGAGCUGGAACAAAAGACUGACAGUACAGAGGUCUACGUUGGUCAUGCUAAUGUUAUACGAUACUUUGUGUGCAGGUAAGAUUAAAGUACUGCUUUCAUAUUUCACUCAUACUUACGCCCAGUUAUUAUACAAGGGGGCAGCAAUUUUUGCAACUUGCAACACAUUUCUGACGUGGAGCCGUAUUACCUAUAAGAAGUUAGUUGUUGCAAGGAAUAUGUGAGCAUAGCCCGCCAUUUACUCUGCUGACAUUUUUUAUCCCAUUUCAUUUUUCAUCCCAUUUAGCCUGCUGACAGGCUCUGCUUUUGCAGGCUAAUGGAAUUGCAGUCCAUGCUAAUAUCUGUGACUACCUUUUUGAUAACAUGGCUCUAUAUCCAACACACACAACUAAUUUACCAUCAUGCAUUUGAAACGUCAACAUAAACUUCAAUUGCUUUGGAAAAGUAUAUGAAAUAAUAUAUAUUUUUUAUUAAUCUUCUUUUGUUGAGCGCAAAAAAAUUUACUACCAGUUUAGUAAAGAAAAUUCUGUUUAAAAAAAUGUUUAUUUUAUAUUUUUGUGUGUUAGUGUUAUGUAUUCAGGUGAAUAUCCACACCGGGCAAGCUGAAACGUUUGCCUGACCACGGUGGGAAUCGAACCAGCGACCUUUGAGAUACUAGUAUAUUGUUUUUUAUUUACUCAACAGCUUUAAUAUGGCAAGUAGAUAAUAUUGACAACAUUGUACAUAACUUACAUAAAUAAUUACAUUGAACAAGAAUAUGGAGAAUACUGAAUAAUAACUAACUUUAAAAAAUUCAUUAAUAAUUCACGAGGAAAAUACAAAAGAAAUGAAUGUUUAAUCAAUGUUUGUAAAUCGGAUAAAGAUUUGUCCUGAUUUACAUAAACUUCAGCUUUGAUUUUCUCGACUUAGACAAUGUUUAUUUUUAAAAUUACUUCGCCAAUGAACUCAUAGUAUGGGUCAUUUUUUAAGUACGAUAAAACAUUCGCUUCCGAUCUGUAUCUGAUAUACAAAAUCUCGCCUUCGGAUUCGAUCGAAGGUACCAAACGUGGUGAAACACAAACGAGACUGGGUCCCAUGCAUGGUGCACACCACUAGAUGAGAUAGUAUAGGAGAGCAAGAAAAUAUAGAAUAGACAAAUGGAAGGUAAAUGGAGCUACAAUCCUAUGCAAAAUAAACGAUACACUCCAUGCUCCCGCACCCUUCUCAAUGUUGGUUAGUGAUUGUUAGCAAUGGGGGAAAGGGGGAUAGGCCUUACAAAAUCAUGAUGGCACUUUUUAUUUUGCAAGAAAUUGUAGGUAAGUCAGGGGUGUAGGCAGUAUACCAGUUCGGUGGAGGUAAGUCUUGUGUGGGUAUGAUUUAAAGGUGGAGAGAGUGUCAUGGCAGUUGGAAGGAGCAGAUUUACAUACAUAGUUCCACAGUUUCACAAUAUUAUAUCAAUUGGGCUGUUAGUACCAAUACAAAAAUAUAUUUAUGAUUUUUAGAGCAUUGCAAUUCCCACCAGAAGGCUGGCUGCGUAUGAGUAUAGACAACUGUGGUAUCACUCGGCUCACUAUCAAACCGAAUGGUCAUGUCAGCCUACAAAGCAUGGGCGACACAGGUCAUUUACAUCCAAAGCUCAUCACUCGAAAUUGAUGGUUUGAUAAAUAAUGAAAUUAGAUUUAUUUUCGUAAUUGGUGGUUUUCAGUAUAAGCCGUGAUAAGAUGGUUGUCCAAACUGUAAAGUUUUGGCUGUGGAGGAAAUUAAUUUCCUGCGCAAAACUUCUUGCAGUUAUGAAAAUCUGCGC